This is a messenger RNA of Paramuricea clavata, 2167 nucleotides long. Lineage: Eukaryota; Metazoa; Cnidaria; Anthozoa; Malacalcyonacea; Plexauridae. The record is from the annotation of a GenBank genome assembly.
UCUAUCGAUUUCUCACUGAAUUUUAACUUUUUGGGAGUUUUUAUUGUAUGCCUCAUAUUCAUACUGGUUUUCUCAAUCUUCUGGUAUAACUUUUGGUUUAAACCGGUGGAGUUUUCGAUAUAUAAUUGGACUUUCCGUGUUUGUAGCGUGUCGUCGUGUUGUUAUUAUUAUUGUGUACCACAGUUUAUAUUUUCCGCCUUUAAUGGAGUAAUUCUUUCGACUUAUUUCUGAAACUUCGCCAAGUUAUAGCUAUUCAACAGUGAAACAUAUGUACCAAGUUUCGUGUCUUGAUCUUUAAAAGAAUUCAAACUAGAUUGGGAUUUGUAUUUUCCAACGGUCACUUUUCCACUUAAUUAAUUAAUCUAUUGUUGGAGAAUCUCGGGGAUUUCCCUUUAUGGCCUCGAAUACGUUGUUAAUUGGAUUUUGGACUAUGUAAGCCCGUGAUGUAUUUUGACAUUGUAAUUAUCGUUCAAGAUUUUAGUUUAUUAAUGGUUCAUAUUUCUGUAUCGUGCGUCGUCUCCUGUUGAAAUCUUGUAAUGGCAUUUUACCCAAUAGGCAAUAUGUUGCUUACUUUAACUUUGGUUCAGUAGUUUUAACGUCUUAAUUACGUUAUGUCUCAUUCAUCAGAAACUACUCGGUUAUUCAACUGUCCUGACUGCAAUUUUUCAUCGUCGUCCCAAGGUGGCCUCUGUGGUCAUCGCACUAAAAUACACAGCACUAACAGCUCUUCUGUUAAAUCGGUUUCGGUAGUGAGAUCUUAUCCCGAAGGAAAGAAUUUUAUUUGCUGUCUUUGUGGAAAUACCAUCGUCAAUUUCCCUAAUUUAAAACGUCAUUUUAAAACAGUUCACCCUCACACUGUUCUCACGGCAUCUGCUCAUUGUCUAAUUUGCAAUAAAGAUUUCCCAAAUGCUCAAGGCGCAAGUGUUCACUGCCAACGUUCACAUGGUGUUUCAAAAACAAAAACAAACAUUCCACCUAGCCCGACCCCUAUAAUGUCUCGUAUUGCCAUUAAUCCUAAUGCUACAUCAGACGUUUCAAGUGAAUCUUCUGCUGGUGUUGGUCCUCGCCGUUCAACUAGACGUACUUGUAAUAAACAUUCUUCACCCGUUGACCAAUCCAUUUUGUCAUCCUCCAUCUCACAAUCUCCAUCAUCAAGUUAUCAACCAAUCCCUGGUGGACCGACGUCGGACCCUGCCAACCAAUCUAAACCACAGGAAAAGGUUCAUGAUUCGGACACCCUUAAAGACUCGCUCAAUCAAUCUGAACCCUACUCAAGCCCCUUAUCUCGUUUCAUUCAUGAAUGUGGCAACCUUCCUCCCUUAUUCCCACAAAGAUCUCCACAAACAGUUGGUCUGACUUCCUCGCCAGUUUCUACUACGGAAAUUUCCUUAUCUUCUGACGCUAAUGACUCCUCCAGGUUCUCCCCUCCCGCAUCGGGUCCUUCCCCGAGACUUUACCAGAAAGACCGUACUUCUUACAGACGGUAUCAGAGACCGACGGCUGCGGAUUUCUUUUCUCCUAGAUCGUCACGACACCCUUCUAGUCCCUCCUCUCCAGUUGUUCAAACUGAUGCAAAUGACCUUCUUAACUCUGCGUUACCAAAUGAUGGUUCAACGGAUGAAGUACAACCUCCAAUUGAUAGUGAGAUCGAUCCUUUAUCAUCCCCUAACCAACAUGAUAAUAACACGCAAUCCCAACCUUCGCAACCCACUCCAUCUGAUUCAAGUUUGAAAAGAGAUGCUUUUAAGGACAAAUGGACUUCUGCCUUCUCUAGUGACAUCCCAUGGUCAGAGUUCUGUUCACUUUGCGAUGAAUUUGUCGUGGAAACUCGAUCUCUUGCUUUAGAAAUUGCAGCAAAUUCUUCGCCGACUUCCUACCGUCCUAAACCUCUUCCCCGUUGUAACCGUCCUUCUGGCCGUCGUCCUGCUUUUCGUCAUCGACCACUGUUAUCAAACCCCGCUGAGGCGCAACGCAUUCAAACUUUAUACCGUCAUUCGAGGAAAAAAGCGGCAAGGAAGAUCCUUUCGCCAAACUGUCCCCCCUAUUCAGGAUCAAUUGAAAAUGCCGAAUCGUUUUUCAAGGACACUUUUCCCUUCGUAAUUGUGACAUAACGUCUCUUCAAGAUAAACUAAAUGAUCUCACCACUCCAGCUGCAAUUGAUGACUCG